AAUUUUUAAUUUUUUUUUGCAAAAGGCUGCAGUCGGCAUUCGUAAAAUAAUCUAUGGCAUUGUUUCGACGCCACAAAAUUCUCACGUGGUGUCAUUAUAUAGACUCUGGCGGUUUGGAAUUUUGAGGAUUGCUUGAAUGAAUUAUAUUAUGUCGGAAGUAACAGAAUCUAGUGUGGAUUCGGUGGAUCCGAAUGUGGAAAAGGCCGACAAGGUUAAAGAACAAGCAAAUGUAUUUUUUAAAGAAAAGAACUACGAACAAGCGAUUCUCCUUUACUCGGAAGCUAUCGAACUCAAUCCCUCUGUAGCUGCGUAUUUUGGGAACAGAAGUUUUGCGAAUUUAAAACUUGAAAAUUAUGGCUACGCACUCGAGGAUGCGAGUAAAGCUAUUGCUCUUGAUCGAAGAUAUCUUAAAGGAUAUUACAGGCGAGCAUCGGCUAACAUGGCAAUGGGAAAAUUCAAGGCAGCAAUGAAAGAUUAUGAAACGGUCGUAAAAUCAAAGCCUAAUGACGCAGAUGCAAAAGUUAAAUACACUGAAUGUAGUAAAAUUGUUAAAAGACAAGCGUUUGAGAAAGCGAUCGCUUGUGAUGAAGUCAAGAAGAUUGUUUCAGAAACAAUUCAUCUUGAAGCUAUGACAAUUGACGACAGUUACAAAGGUCCUCGAAUCGCUGACGAAGGCAUGACGAAGGAAUUCAUGUCGGAAUUGAUCCAAUAUUAUAAAUCAGGGAAAGACAUGAGAUUAAGUAAAAGGGAUGCGUACUACAUUGUUCUCGAAGUAAAGAAAGUUUUAGAAGAGUUGCCAUCAAUGGUGGACAUCACUAUAGAAGAGAGCAACCAACUAACAGUAUGUGGAGACAUCCAUGGUCAAUACUACGAUCUUUGUCAUAUAUUCGAACUCAAUGGUUUGCCGUCAGAAGAAAAUCCUUAUUUAUUCAAUGGAGAUUUUGUCGAUCGUGGCUCGUGGUCUGUCGAAGUCAUUCUUGUUUUAUUCGGUUUUAAAGUUCUUUAUCCUAAGCAUUUUCACCUUGUAAGAGGGAACCAUGAAACUGAUAACAUGAACCAAAUGUACGGGUUUGAAGGAGAAGUGAAAGCUAAAUACACUCCACAAAUGAUGGAACUCUUCAGUGAAGUUUUCAAUUUCUUACCUCUGGCGUAUUGUAUUAAUAAGAAAGUUUUGGUAAUGCAUGGUGGUUUAUGUCAAGAUACAGUUACACUUGAUGAUCUUCGGAAAAUUGAACGCAACAAACAACCUCCAGAGUCGGGUCCCAUGUGUGAUUUAUUAUGGUCAGAUCCACAGACUGCACUUGGUCAGGGAGCCAGUAAACGAGGAGUCAGUUUCCAGUUUGGUCCUGAUGUCACGGAGAAGUUCUUGAAAUCGAAUAAUUUGGAUUAUAUUAUCAGAAGCCAUGAAGUUAAGCAUGACGGUUAUGAAGUCUCCCACAACGGAAAAUGUAUAACGAUAUUUUCGGCACCGAAUUACUGUGAUCAGAUGGGUAACAAAGGUGCUUUCAUACACUUGAAGGCGCCAGAUCUCAAACCUGAGUUUACACAAUUUGAAGCCGUGCCUCACCCAGAAGCCAAACCAAUGCAGUAUGCAAAUUCACUCAUGAGAAUGGCCGGAUUGGUUUGAUCUGAGCGGCCAUUUUUAGUCCAAGUCAUACACCAGGAUCACCAUAGAAGCCAAUGAUGUCAUUUUCGUAGAGUACUUACGCAUGGUUACCAUUUUUUGAAGUACGACCGGCUGAUGUGGGGCAUAGUGCUUGAUGAUUGAUGAUAAAUAGGGUUCCAUGAUAUGGUACUGGGUUAAGUCAUAUAAUUUCAAACAAAUGAAGGGGGCUCCCGAAGUAUGCGAAUCAAGAUGGCGGACAUCGGAAUGUAAUAUGUGUACUAGGUUAGGGUUAGGCCAUAAUUUUAGGUAUAAAUACUACGGG
Styela clava is the source of this 1928-nucleotide messenger RNA. RefSeq names its product serine/threonine-protein phosphatase 5-like. Lineage: Eukaryota; Metazoa; Chordata; Ascidiacea; Stolidobranchia; Styelidae. The record is from RefSeq and is a predicted model, not a curated record. Gene Ontology annotation, molecular function: hydrolase activity; protein binding.